Coregonus clupeaformis (lake whitefish) is the source of this 2593-nucleotide messenger RNA. Its product is annotated as glutathione hydrolase 5 proenzyme. NCBI's taxonomy places the organism in Eukaryota, Metazoa, Chordata, Actinopteri, Salmoniformes, Salmonidae. The record is from RefSeq and is a predicted model, not a curated record. Gene Ontology annotation, biological process: inflammatory response; glutathione catabolic process; leukotriene D4 biosynthetic process. The coding region runs from base 89 to 1771 and encodes 560 amino acids. Gene Ontology annotation, molecular function: leukotriene-C(4) hydrolase activity; glutathione gamma-glutamate hydrolase. The transcript is spliced from 12 exons. Gene Ontology annotation, cellular component: plasma membrane.
UUGAUUACUGAGCCGUGAGCUCUUGAACGGGACGAUAUUAUUCUCUGCAGGGCAGAAAGUGUUCUUGAAAAAGUUUUCUCUUGAAAGCAUGGCCAAAUAUAAGCCAUGGCGGGUUGGUUGCUGUCUCUGUAUCGUAUUAUUAGGUUCUAUAAUAUCCAUCUGUCUCUGCAUACUAGCCUUCGGCGUAUUUAUCCACAGAAGAUGCUCCGAGGACACGUUCAAGCACGCUGCGGUUUCUGCGGACUCGAAACUUUGCUCGGACAUUGGCAGAGAUAUACUGCUACAAGGAGGAUCGGCAGUAGAUGGCGCCAUUGCAGCUCUGUUGUGCACCUCACUGGUCAACCCUCAGAGCAUGGGCCUGGGAGGAGGCUCCAUAUUCACUGUUAGGGACAAAACUGGCAAGGUGAAAACCUUCAGUUCGAGAGAAACUGUCCCACAGUCAUUCAAAGCUGAUCUGCUGAAGGGCUGUCCCACAUCUGUCACAUUUAUCACAGGUAGUCAGUGGAUUGGCGUUCCUGGAGAGUUGCGUGGGUAUGAGGUGGUUCACAGACUGUAUGGGAAGCUGCCCUGGGCCAAGCUGUUUGAGCCCACCAUUAGACUGGCCAGAGAGGGAUUCCCUCUGCCACCCUUCCUGGGAUACCUCCUUAACAUCACACUCAUAGGACACCGGGUGAAAGAAACAUCACUCUGUGAGGUGUUCUGCCACAAGAACAAGACGGUGCUGGGCAUAGGAGACACAUUGAAGUUCCCUAAACUGGCGGAAACCAUGGAAACCAUUGCAGAACAAGGGGCAGAUGCCUUUUACACUGGCCAAAUUGGACUUGACUUGAUCCAAGACGUAAAAGCAGCAGGUGGGACCCUUACCAUGAAGGAUCUGAAGUCAUUCCGAGUCAGAGUGGAGGAUGCCUGGACUGUUCCUCUGGGAGAUUACCAGAUGCACAUCCCUCCACCUCCUGCAGGGGGAGCCAUGCUCGCCUUCAUCCUCAACCUCGUUAAAGGGUUCCAUUUCACCCCCAGGUCGAUGGAGGGGGACCAGAAGGUCCUGACCUAUCACCACUACAUAGAGGCAGCUAAAUUUGCUAACGGACAGAGGAGGAGCAUUCACGAUCCUGUUUUCAACACUAAAAAAGAUGCAUCGUAUAUGGUGGACUCUGACUUUGCUGAUCGGAUCAGGCUAUUGAUCAGUGAAGACCGUACCUACAACGACUCCUACUACAACAUAACACCUUCCCCUGAUCGCUUUGGGACCACACACGUGUCAGUCCUGGCUGAAGAUGAAUCUGCAGUCUCUGUCACAAGCACCAUCAACCAAAUUUUUGGUGCAGGGAUUUACUCUCGUAGAACAGGCAUCAUUCUCAACAACGAGCUGGCUGACUUCUGUUUUAGAGCAGAGAGAGUCAGUGCAGGUGAACAGCCUCCCUCUUCAAUGGCUCCAGCUAUACUCAGCUCUGGGAAAAAUACCCUUGUAAUUGGGGGAUCAGGGGGUAGCAUGAUCACGACCGCCAUGGCCCUGUCCAUAAUGAACCACCUUUGGUUGGGGAUGAGUUUGAAAGAUGCCAUUGCUUCUCCUGUAGUGUUUGUCGAUGGCAACAACAAUGUGAUGUUUGAGCGUGGCUUUGAUAAGUCAGUGAUAGAGGCCCUAAAGGUCAUUGGACACAGAGUGACUGACUACCCAUACUUCUUCAACGUGGUCAAUGCUGUGGCCAAGGAGGACGAAUGCAUCACAGCCGUGUCAGACGUCAGGAAGCAGGGCAAAGCUGCUGGCUACUGACCAAUAGGACACCAGGACACUAAGAGUUUACCAAGACCAGGUGUGUCCUUACUAAGGCAUACAGCCAAUUAAUUGGCCUCAGAACACUGUAGAGUAGGUCCAAGAGGACUAUCAUUUUUGUGAGAUUUAUUUUUGUAGUUCAAUUAUCUUUAUAUAUGAAAUAUGUUUUCUAAACCAACAGUCCAAGAUCCUUAAGAAGAAUCAAAUGGUCCUCUUGAUGAAUGACCAAGUACAUAAAAUUAAAUGCUUGUUUUUAAUGACUAACUGUGCAGUACACAUACAGUAUAGCACAAGGGAGGUCCUGAAGGAAUUCAAAUGGGAAGAGAAGGUCAGUACAGCCUGUCAGCCUGUACUAACAUGGGACUCAUACUGUGACCACAAGGACUUGUCAGAUUCAGGACAGGACAUGUUACAACUCAAUCCUCCAAGUAAAUGUAUUAGUCCCUCUCUGGAGGGUUGCAGCAAUACUCUCAGAGACUCACACUUUGAGAUAAAACAGGCUUUUUACAGCCCCCUUCACAGUGUCAGAAAGGAAUUCCACGGCCUAAAAAUAGUAAAGCACCCUUUGCUGCCCAAUCAGUUUGCUGCCUGAUCUUAGUAAACUGGUGAAGAUAAUUGUGUUUGACCAAAUAGAACAAGCUAACUACUGACUUUCAGCAUGCGUAUAGAGAAGAGCACUGAACUUGUACUGCACUGACUCAGAUGACAGAUGAUUGGUUAAAAUAAAUGGAUAAUAAAAUGAUAGUUGAAGCUGUAUUGUUAGAUUUCAGUGCAGCCUUUGAUGUUAUUGAUAAUAAAUUGUUAUUGAAGAAACUCACUUUG